Messenger RNA from Daphnia carinata, 7370 nucleotides. Its product is annotated as rho GTPase-activating protein 21-like. Gene Ontology annotation, biological process: signal transduction. The record is from RefSeq and is a predicted model, not a curated record. Lineage: Eukaryota; Metazoa; Arthropoda; Branchiopoda; Diplostraca; Daphniidae. Gene Ontology annotation, molecular function: protein binding.
GAUGAUGGCCGAGCCCAGCAGCAAGCCGACGGUUCAGCAGCAACAGCAGAUUGCUGCUGCCAACGAAUUGUCGUCGAGCAAGACAUCAACUUCGCCUCCCGGCGUCCGUGACCGGCUGAAUGCGGCGGCUCCGACUCAACCACGGACGGUUACAAACACGGAUUCAGGAGGAGAUAGGCGCAAUGUUCGCGGACCGCGCUGCAUUACUAUCCAGCGUUCCAGCGCUGGAUUUGGAUUUACCUUACGUCACUUUAUCGUCUACCCGCCCGAUUCUGUUUCCGAUUGCCCCGAGGAAUGGCAGCGUGGAAUGUCGGCCGGCCUGCUCGACCCCAUGAUUCCCAUGGACACCAUCUUCGUCAAGCAUGUUCGAGAAAACGGACCGGCCGUCAAAGCCGGACUCUCGACUGGUGACCAGGUGGUGAGCGUCAAUGGCGAGUCGGUCAUGUGCAAAUCCUAUGCCCAGGUGGUGCAGAUGAUACAGAAGAGCGGGCCCAACCUCCAGCUGGUCGUGAUGCCCAAAGAGCACGACGUCCUCCAGCAGUGUUUCGCUGAUACGGCUCACAAUCCUUACACAAACGCCAGACCAGCGACAGUUAUUCCAGCCGCUGGAACUUCCGACGAGCAGGCCGGCAAAAUGAUGAUGGACCCUUUGAAACCCAACAAUAUCAUGUCGCACCUGCCGCGACCUAAACCCUACCAGCCUUUCCAGGUGGAAACUAGGAAACCAGCGACAUCCCAUACGAGCCCGGCUGCAAAGGCGAACACAGCCGCACCUCUCGGACGCGUCCUGUCGCCGUUGGUGACGGCCGGAACGACGACAACAACUACAACGACGACGGCCAAUAGCCGAUCAAGCGAAGAUGCAGCCAUUGCGGCUCAGGCCCGUCUGGCCGCUGCGGCCGCGCUCGUGUCCAAGAACGUGCGCAAAUCGGCCGAUUUCAAUCCGAAGGGCGCGGCCGGAUGCCGAGGAAGUCUAGCCGGCGGGCAAGGAGUCGAUUGCUACCCCGGCUCUGCCACGGGAUUCAAUUCUUCGGCCCAUUCGAAACGAAGUUCCUACGCUGGAACGCCUACGUGUAAGAGCGAGUUUAUUUCCAGCAUUAGCGUUCCGGCUGCGACGUUCACCACUGCGGCGGUUAGCGCCGGUCACGCCCGUUACGUCGGUGCCGACAGCUCGUCCAGCUUGCCGCCACAAUUCCAUUACCCGAUGCAUCCGAUGGAAAUGGCGACGAUCCACGGCAGCGUGUCGAGCCUGCAACAACAGAACCUUCGCGAUUCGCUCAAUUCCAGUAAAGGGAGCCUGUACUCUGCGUCGGACGAGCAGCAGGCCCACCAGCAGGCGCAAGUGAUGACGCGCAUCAAGAAGAGUUUUGAGCAGAAGGAGGAAUUCCUCAAACGGCCCGCCUUGCCCUACUGGGUCAACGUUCAAGAGGCGCAACAAUCGCCGCCCGUCCCCAAAGAGUUUUACGCCCAACCUCAAAAGUUUGCCCGGCCCGUUUGGCCGCCGGUGAGCGCCUCGUCGACGACGUCGCUCGAUUCGCUCACCUCGGAGGUGACGGCCAUCACGACGCCGUCCCAACAACCUCAACAGCAUCCAGUACAUCAUCAUCAUCUCCAUCACAAAGCGUCGUCGGCUUCGGCCGUCACCAAAACUGAAAUCAUCCCGAUAGGCAUCACGUCCAUCGAACCUUGGUCCGUCUCGUUCAGCUCCAAGAGAGCCACGCCUCCCGUCAGUCCGUCUCAGUCGCCGGGCACGGUCGGCCUCGGCCUGGUGCCCAACACGGUGCCCAAACCGUUUUACGGUUCGACACAUACGACGACGACGACCACCACCACGACGACGGUGACGAGCAGCAGCAACAACAACACGAGCAGUCCGUCUGGCAAUAAACAGUUUGUGUCGACGCUGACCCGCAUCCAAGAGAACGUCACGUCGGAAGUGACGCCGGAAUCGAAACCGAGUCGGCAGUUGACGUUGAUGCACGCGCCGCUGGCCUCGCCCGAAGAGUUCUUCACGCCGUCGCCGACCAAAGCGGGCCAGCAUCCGUUGGCGUCGGCCACGUCGGCUGCCAACGCGCCGGUCGUCGUCAAGCGGACGAAACCGUUUGAAAAUGGCGCCGAGAGGGGACUUCUGGCGCGUAUCGCUCAACGCGGCAAGCAACAACAGGAAGCUGCCGCUGUUGCCUCCGCCGCCGUGGCUGCUGCUGCCGCCGCUGCCGCCGAACGUUCCAAUAAACUAGCGACGGAUAUUCAACGGGUGCCGGUGGGCGGUUCGGGGAAUCGCACCGUCAUCAUUGGCAGUUCGAAUUUACAUUGUCAACCGCCUCCAGUAGAAUUGGAAUUUCCACCCAAUUCAUACGAUCCACAAGUCAUGUGGAACGAAGAGGAGCGUAAAAGUCUCGUCUUGAGGCAGCACUCGUACCGUUCCGCUGUCCGUGAUUUCGCAGCUUCUACUAGUCCGCUACUACGGAUUGACCCGUCGCUGGAUGAGAACUCGAAUACGAGUGCGUCCAGCAGCAUUGUGACGGUCAGUCGCGUUAAAAAGCGACCCUCUCAUUUGAAACUAACCGGCAAUCAUCACAACGCGAACCAGCCAUUGGCGAUGCAUCCGACGAGUGGUUGCCCCUCUGCCAAAGCUCCUUGCUUGCAAACUGACAUCGACGCACCGGUCGAAAGGACCAGAAGCUGUAGCCCGUUGUCUUUGCCCAGGCCUAGUCCCAUCGCUUCUGAUUUUGAGUUGUCCGUUUUGGAGCGAUUCGACCAGCUCCUGGCUUCCUUAGGUACUUCCUCAGGCUCGAGCAGUAUCAGCAGCAGUGGCAGUGCGGCAGUCCAGCAACACGAAAGCCAGCCGGGGACUAAACUGGCCACACCGGCAACGACGGCCAGUGUCAAUCGGCGCCAAAAGAUUUACGAUGACGACUCUGAUCGAGGCAUGAGACGGAUAUCGUAUUUGAAGGCGACAGCUGGGAAUCCAGUGGACGGGACGAUGUCCAGCACGACGGAAGCCGAGACGGUGGCAACUAGCGCCACGACUACUACCACGACCACGACGACCACCACAUCUACGCCCAUCAACAACGAUCACUCAGCCAAAGGUUCCACCUCGUGGGCCGUGGUUAAAGUGGAGACUAAUCUGGUGAUGGUUCUGGUGGUGGAUCGUGUCCAGCCAGCGGCUGGCAUGAUCUCUCGGUUGCGCCAGUAUUUCGAAGAAAAAUCCAGGCCGCCCGCUCCUACUCCGCAUCCGCGGAUAGCCACUUCUUCCUCUUCUUCUACCCUCUUAGCGUCUUCGAUUGUUGCCAACAAAGCCACGUCGCAACCUCCACCGCUGGCCAGUCGGCGUCCAGCGCAUCCGCCGCACAGCAUCCAAAAAUUGCGCUCGCUUUUUGGAGACUCGACAAAAGUCUCAACUGCCAAAUCGCAACAACAAGGCGAUUCGAGCGCCGCUCAUCCGCCCAGCCCGUCCGAGACGCAAGGACGAGAAGGAUGGCUCUGCGUCAAACAGACCAUCAUCGACUGCCGAAGAUCCACGGACCGUUCCUGGCGCCAAAUGUGGACCCGCAUACGUUCGGGCACGGUGCAUUUUAUGAGAGAUCGCAACGCUGCCUCAUCCGCUGCCAACGGAUCCGCCAGCAACAGCAAUAACAGCGCGAGCAACAACACCAGUUCCACUCCGGGCACUGCGGCCGACGACAUGAUCAUCGACCUGCGCGGCUGCACCGUAGAGGUGGCCGUCUACUACACGAAGCGCAAACACGUCCUGCGGCUUUCGACUUUUAACGGACUCUGCGAGUACCUGAUGCAGUGCGAGGACAGCAACGACAUGGUCCUCUGGCUGGACGCUUUCCAGCAGGAACAGGCGGCUGCCAAUAAUAGCGAUAAGGAAGACGGACCUGGGUCCAGCUACAGCAGCAGCGAAAUGAUGUUGGUCCGACAGGCUCAAGAAGCUGACAAUUCAAUGGCUCACGGUCGCCGAAUGGGCCGAUUCACGUUGCACCGCAAUCGCUCGCCCACGGGGCAUUCGCCCGUCUCCAAGACGCGAAAGCCCAGCCUCCCUGGAACGAUCGGCAGCGGCGGUAGUGGUGGCGCCGGCGGUAGCAGCGAUGGCACGCAUUCCACGCCGGCUAAUGUCAACAAACCGACGACGUGGCGACGUAAAGUCGUCCAGCAGUUCAAGAAGAUUCAGGGCGGUUCGCCCAAUUCCGCCAUGUUCCAUCCGCAAAUGGUGCCCGAAGGAGCCACCAUCGGCGUCCCGCUCGAAUUCUGCCCGCGCUCUUCCCUAUCGGAGAGUAUCCCGCUGAUAGUGGAGCUCUGCGUCGGCAUCGUCGAAGCCCGUGGGUUGGAAAGCGUCGGCGUCUACCGAGUUCCAGGCAACAGCGUGGCCGUCAAUGCUCUUUCGGACUCACUGAAUCGCGGAUUCGACGGGCUCAACCAGUCGGAUCCGCGCUGGAAUGACGUCAACGUCAUCUCAUCGCUCAUGAAGUCCUUCUUCCGCAAACUGCCCGAUCCGUUGGUCACGUCAGAGCUUUACGGCGCUUUGAUCGAGGCCAGCAAGACGGACCCGGAACCUGCCCGCUUGAACGCCAUCAAACGUCUGGUGGACGAGUUGCCCGAGCCUCACUACUCAACACUGCGUUACCUUGUCGGGCACUUGUCACGCGUGGCCGGCAAGAGCAACAUCAACAAGAUGGAAGCUCGUAACUUGGCCAUCGUCUUUGGCCCGACGUUGAUUCGGCCAGGUGAUGACAGCACCGUCACCAUGGUCACUGACAUGUCGCAUCAAUGCCGAAUCGUCGAGACGCUCAUCGACAAGGUCGGCUUCUUCUUCCCGCCCGAUCAGGACCAAGUGGACACUUUGCAGCCCAGUUCCCCUACUCAGGUCAGCAAUAGUCAUUUGGCUAGCAAUACGGAUGACCGUAAAGAUGCCUACGCCAAAGAGAUCGUGUCGUCCAUCAUCGCGGCCGCGCGAAAGAAGAGACAGACGUCACUGGACAGCCCCGACUUGAGCGAUCGGGCCGAUGCCCCGCCAGCCUUUCCAGUCGUUAGUUCAACGACCACAGCUGUCACUACCAUAACGACGACUCAAACAAUGGUUGAAGCAAUAGUUCCUACCGGCUCCGCUCAUUCUCUAGUCGAGCUGGGCUCCACUGGAGGGCAGCCGGCCUUGCCAGUGGAAGCGUCCGAAUUUCGUUUGAGCUCUGCGGAGAUUCCUGCCACCCCACCCACCGUAGAAAGGAAGAGAUCGGCGUCGCUGGGAGGCGAAACGGUCAUACCGCCGUCGCCCAGUCUAGCCAUGAACGAUUUGGCCGGCAUUACGGAAAUGGCAGCCGAUGGGGUGGCUCAAGCGUCCGGCACGUCGGAGCCGUUUCGCAGCCGGACAUCGUCGGGCAGUUUUGUCGUCAACAAACUCCAUCCCAUCGAUGCUGCCGGAAUCCGAAGCUAUUCCGGUUUGAGUGCCGUCACUCAGGAGCGCAUUCGCCUCUUUGAACAGGAAACGAAAGCAAUGUUACAAAGAGAUUUGGCCCGUCAAGUGAGAAGAGAAGGCGAAGCCGUUCCGUCAUCUACUGGAUCUGCCCGUCGCCUGGACAAAACUGAGGUAGAGUCUGCAUGGCAUCGAGCCAAAUUAGAAAUGGAGACGGACGACUUUCUCGACGUCCUGGCGGACAAUCCUUCCGACGUGACGGAUUCGACUGCCCCGUUGGACGUCUCCACCUCUUCGGACCAAGAUAAAAAAGCGGAACAAGAGAAGCAGCCCGAAGAAGGAGUCGAUCCAUCUGUGGACAAGAUCGCCACGGAUGAAAAACGAUGCCCAGAUAGAGAAAAGGAGCCGGAAAUCAGCCCGUCGGCCGUCCAAAAAGAGGAGGAGAAUCACGCUAUCGAAGUGGCCGAAGAAAAGGUCGAUGAUAAACCUGUCGUCGAAGUCGAUGCCGUCAAAUCCUCCAACGCCAGAGGCGUCACUGCCCCCAAAUCCACAGCCAAACAGCCAACAGUCGGUGGAGGUGGCGCUGUCGGUCGAUCUCAAAUUCCUAAACCUUCUGCCAGUAAUAAAUCGAACGAAUCGUCGCCUGCCUCGGCCAAAGUGGCGACCACCUCCGCCGAUGCCACCAGGACGUCGCCGAGCAAGUCCGCAAUGACGACGGCCGUCAAGAGCCGGUCUUCCAUGGCUGUUGUUGGCCGAGCGAAGACGGUGGAACUCAACAAAAGCGUCCCAGUCAAGAAAAUGAGCGCCGGUGAGCUCCAAGCUCCCAGGAUGCUGCGCCAAAUGUCAGCUGGGCAAAUGCAGCCGCAAUCGCCCAAUCGAGUACUGCCUGUCAAAACCAAUCCGCGUCUGAAGAGCGCCGAGACGAGUCCAGCCAAAAAAUCAAGCACUGCCAGUUCGAACAAAACCGAAGAGACGAAGAAAUCUGCAACAACGACCGAUGGUGAGCAGUCAAAUCGUUUACUGGAAUCCAACCUGGACGAAACUCUCGACGCCGCUGACCAGCCAAAGAGUGGGCCCAAGGAAGCCGAUCCAGUCGAUAGACCCAACACGAAAAACGCGAGCGUGAAACGCGAGUCUAAAUCUGCCGAUAUGGCUAAAGCCGUGAAACGCUCCGAUUCGUUGACGAAAGACGAGAAGACGGAGAGCAACACGAAAGCGCGAGAGCGCGAAAUGAGGAUUGGUAGUAACGGACAGCGAGUGAGGAAAUUCGUCCAGCGGAGCGGGGAGUCGGGACUGAAGCGCCGGCACACUGUUGGCGGCACUCGCGACUUUGACAAGGUGCGGAUACGCUGGCUGGCCGACAAAAGUGAUGAGAGGAACGUCAUUCCGGCUCCGCGCUGGUCGGCCUGGGACCGGCUCCAGCCGCUAAUUAGCGACGAGGAUCUCAACGUGGACCGUAGCCUCAAGACGUGGAUGCGCAGCGAACGGAUGAGAACGAGCUCGCCGGAAUUGUGCCGCAGGUCGGACGCGGCAUCCAUCGCCACCAAUAGUUUACCAACCCAUGCGCAAGGAUGUGCCAGCGGUCAGCCGCUUGAGGCCUCGUCUUCCAUCCGCCAGGAUGGAGACGCUUCCAGUCCGUAAAAAAGUGGCAGUCAGAAUACGACAUUUUGCAUGUAAUACAAAUUCUAUUUUUAAACAAAAAUUUAUCUAAAGCGAAAGGGAAGUAGAUUGAAUGUCCAGUAUGGCGGUCAAAAUUUGUUGUUUCAUACAGCAAAAAAAGACACUUUUCGUUUUUUUUUCUUUUCAUUCAAGGCCUCAUUCUAUGUAAAUGUUUUUCGUGUUAAAAAUUCUGUGUACAGGAAAAGUAGUGCGUCGCGUCGGCUGGGUUCCUUUCCCCACCCUUCUACCACCACCACCCUUAAAAGCUGUGAUGAUAAUUUUUAUUUUUUACAAA